This is a messenger RNA of Closterium sp. Naga37s-1, 522 nucleotides long. The record is from the annotation of a GenBank genome assembly. Lineage: Eukaryota; Viridiplantae; Streptophyta; Zygnematophyceae; Desmidiales; Closteriaceae.
AUGAGCGCGCGGUUGUCGAGUACAGCCGUGACGAAUGCGGUUACCAGCCCUGCGAGCACGUCCGCGAAGCCGCCACAGCCGUCCAGCCACUCGAAUGUGAGGAAGCGGAUGGGAGGGUCUUGUGGGGAUGGGGGAGUGGGGGAGAGGGAGGGAGAGGAGGGGGGGGACGUGGAGGAGGAGGAGGAGGAGGAGGAGGAGGAGGAGGAGGAGGAGGAGGAGGGGGAGGAGGAGGAGGAGGAGGAGGAGGAGGAGGAGGAGGAGGAGGAGGAGGAGGAGGAGGGAACAGACGCGUACCCAUCCGCUGCCGUGUCACAGAAUUCUUUACCACUAGAGAGGGCAAUCCCUGCUCGUUCUCCCCUUGCGUCUCCGCCUGUUGCCGUGUUACAUUCGGCUUAUCUACUAAAGGUCCCUCAGAAGGCACUUCCUUUUUGCCCUUCCUCGUCUUCUCCGCCUGUUGCCGCGCCAGAUACGCUUCGAAGGCGCGUUCCAGUAUUCGACUGUGCAAUGCGGCGUAGUCACUAG